AUGCAUAACUCUCGCCGUCUCUGUCAAUCUCAACACUACAGAAGCAGGGCACAUAGGGUCCAAGAUCAAUGCCAACCUGGAGUUCGCUAUGUCAAGAACUCAGGAAUCUACGAGACAACUCCGAAUGUUACGCAGAUUUCGGGUUACGUUGACGUUGGGACAAACAUGUCUAUGGUGGGUUGUUUGGAAGCUGGUUCACCUAAGUACCUGAGUUUAGGCGUACCUCUGACCUGCCUUUGCAGGUUGAAUGGCGGCCCUAGAUGUUCUUCCAUGAUCGGAUUGUUCCAAGAGAACGGGCCAUGUGUGGUGAAUGCCGACCGCAAGUCGACCACUCUUAACCCCUACAGUCCGUCAACCGUAUUGUCGUUGAUCUACAUUGACCAGCCAAUUGGGACUGGAUUCUCCUAUGGUACCAAUACGGUAAACAGCAUGGAAGGUGCAGCACUAUUUGUAUGGACUGUGUUCCAGGUUUUGUUCGAAAGCUGA
This is a messenger RNA of Suillus clintonianus, 486 nucleotides long. Its product is annotated as carboxypeptidase D. Gene Ontology annotation, cellular component: fungal-type vacuole. NCBI's taxonomy places the organism in Eukaryota, Fungi, Basidiomycota, Agaricomycetes, Boletales, Suillaceae. Gene Ontology annotation, biological process: proteolysis. Bases 1 to 486 code for a protein of 161 amino acids. The transcript has 4 exons. The record is from RefSeq and is a predicted model, not a curated record. Gene Ontology annotation, molecular function: serine-type carboxypeptidase activity.